Molecule: messenger RNA, 1580 nt
Organism: Pygocentrus nattereri (red-bellied piranha)
Lineage: Eukaryota; Metazoa; Chordata; Actinopteri; Characiformes; Serrasalmidae
Gene: rec114
Product: REC114 meiotic recombination protein
Exons: 8
Coding region: 128-886 (252 amino acids)
Source: RefSeq, a predicted model, not a curated record
UUUCAGCAUCACCAAACAUUUUACGCACGCAUUUUUCAGAGGACGGAUUAAGCUGCCACGUUAAACCUCUCUGUCACUGACCUGUCGAAGAGAUGUUUCUCCCUCUCUAGCAGCUGGUCGAGAAUCGAUGGGUUUACACUUUUCAGAAUUUCUGUUUCUGUUGAGGAUUAAGUCCAAAUCAGAGAGGAGGAUUUGUGGGAACAUGUCCGGGAAAAGAGCGAAAGCAAAAUGUGUCUGGAGGUUAAAACGUUAUGGCCGCUUUCUGCCCAAAGCCAAGGAGACGGGAGAGAAGUGCUCUUGGAAGGUGUUCGAGUCCAAUGAAACCACAGGCAGGUUGGAGCUGAUGGUACUGGAAUCUGGUCAUCUGCUUGUCUCUCAGGCGCAAGAACUGCUGGAAGGAUUCUCUCUUCUCAACGCUCAGAGUUUUCUGAAGAUCCAAAAAAAAGCAGACAGCCUGCUUUUGCACAUGACACUGAAGGGAGAGAGCCGUAUGAUAAGACUACAGUUUGCUGGUAAAGACAGGUCUGAAGCAGUAGAUCUUUGCAACAAAGCAGUGGAGAGACUACAGGAAUAUCUGCUGGUUGGCACUCAGGCACCCCCUGCCCCUCCUCCUGCAACUCACACCUCUGAAACUGACCAGCAGAAGCAGACUCCAGUAGAAGCGCCACAGGCCACCCCUGACGUUGCCAAGGAAUCUGUGUCCAUCAAGCAUCUUUCUCAGUAUUUCCUGGGUGAACAUGGGCUGUCCCUGCCCAUGGCAUAUCGUCAUUUUGCUCUGCCCCCUGGUGAACUGGAGGACCUAUUGCGCCUCUGUCUGCUUGACUGUGGUUUCCCUGCCUUUGUAGAAGAGGUGGAGAACAAGCUAAAAGCACUGAUUCAGGAUUGAGAUCUGAAGCAAGAGUGGAGCUUUUUGUCUUGUAUCUCCAAAUUGACUGCUUUAAGUCCUGUUUAUCUGAUGAUGAGAAUUUUGGUUGGCUAGCAGGACUUGCUCACUAGUCCCAGUUUGUUGAUAAAAAACAUUUGUGUGUCUGAAUCUAAACCUAGUCUUUGCAUCACAGCACAUGACUUGACUGUCUGAGAUUUGAUGCUUGAUUAAUAUACUGUUUGGGUUUUGUGUCUAAAUGAUUAACAGAACAAGAACAGGAAGGAGCAGGAGGGGUUGCGUGUUUGUGAAGGAGGAAAUGCCCUUUUGACACUCAUGGGCAAGUGGUCAGAAAGAGAGGUAGUGAAUAAAUGUGCAAUAGGUUAGAGAGACCUGAAUAACAGAAUGUAGGGAUAAGUGAAAACUGGUGUAUAAAUACUACUCAAGCUGUGUUAAUAAACCAGAGUUGGACUCCUUGAACCUCAAGUGGAGUCAGUUAUCCUGAUUAAGCUGUAAAGAGUAAAAUUGCCAUAACAGUUGUAAUCAGUUUUUGAAGUCCAGUUUUGGAAACUGUUGUUCUGUUUUCAUAUAUUUUCUUUUGACUUUUUCCUCCUAAUGCAAGUAGAUGAUCUUAGCAAGUAGAUCGCCUCAGAAAUAUUUUCUGAGAAACAAAUAACUUGUAUCAUUGUCAAUAAAAAAAAAUACAUGGAGGAUGGUC